This is a messenger RNA of Durotheca rogersii, 586 nucleotides long. RefSeq lists its product as uncharacterized. NCBI's taxonomy places the organism in Eukaryota, Fungi, Ascomycota, Sordariomycetes, Xylariales, Xylariaceae. The transcript has a single exon. The record is from RefSeq and is a predicted model, not a curated record. The coding region runs from base 134 to 436 and encodes 100 amino acids.
UGCGCAGCGAUCAACUUGAGAAUUAAUGGUAACUGCUACCGUGGCCGUCGGUGUGGUCGAUGUUGUUACCGUAGUGAUGAUGGUGGUGGUGGUGUUGGUGGUCGCAGUGGUAAUGUAAUAAUGGCAGUGGUAGAUGAAGUGGUCGAUGUCGUCGUCGUUUAUAUUAUGUGUUGAUGGGUGUGUGGCCGGUGGGUUGUUGAAUGUGAAUGCAGCUGCGGCGUUUUGGGAGACGCGAAGCGAGAGGAAAGCUAAAGAACAAGCCGCCGGAGAGAGGAGAGGGAGGAAGAGAAGGAAGAAGGCUGGAGUAGAGAAGGAGGAAGAAAGAGGAGGAGGGAAGAGGAGGAGGGAGGACGGGAGGAGAGGAUGGGAGAGGGAGAGAGGAGAAGGGAGAGGGAGAGAGCAUAGACCGACACACUAUGCAAACAGUUACGUGUAGAAAGUUAAGCAAAAUACCUCCUGGCCAGAGCAGACGAGUUGAUCAGGGUUCGACUCCUAGACAGAGGUAGGUAUGCUAAGUGUGCACAUGUUCUACCUAUCUGCCGAUGUUUUGCGGGCAGUUCGCGACAAUUAUAAGGUGGAAGGACGC